Messenger RNA from Sarcophilus harrisii (Tasmanian devil), 7591 nucleotides. RefSeq names its product Scm like with four mbt domains 2 (gene SFMBT2). The record is from RefSeq and is a predicted model, not a curated record. Gene Ontology annotation, molecular function: transcription corepressor activity; histone binding. Gene Ontology annotation, biological process: regulation of DNA-templated transcription. NCBI's taxonomy places the organism in Eukaryota, Metazoa, Chordata, Mammalia, Dasyuromorphia, Dasyuridae. Gene Ontology annotation, cellular component: nucleus. The coding region runs from base 183 to 2867 and encodes 894 amino acids. The transcript is spliced from 21 exons.
GAGGGGGAGAGGGAGAGAGAGAGAGAGAGAGACACACACACACACACACACACAGAUCGCCUUUUCACCACUGAGCAGAGGGGGGCUUUGCCCUUUUAGAGACUGGGAAAAAAAAAAAAAAACUUCAUCCAGGAACCUUUUCCUACAGGAUGAAAUAGGAAGCAGAAGAUAGUUUUCCUUGAAUGGAGAGCAGAGUGUCCUUGGUUUCCAACAUGCAAGAGACUUCACAUUUGUCAUUGGAGAAAUGUAACAGUCCAGCCAAUGGUAACAAUGAGUAUGAUUCAGAUGAAGGUUCAAGCAUGGAAGACCCUGACUUUAAUUGGGGUGAAUAUUUGGAAGAAACAGGCGCAGUUGCUGCCCCUCAUACAUCUUUCAAACAUGUUGAAAUCAGCCUUCAGAGCAGCUUCCAGCCUGGGAUGAAGUUAGAAGUAGCUAACAAGAACAAUCCAGACACGUAUUGGGUGGCGACCAUCAUAACCACAUGUGGACAGCUCCUGCUGCUGCGUUACUGUGGCUAUGGAGAGGAUCGAAAGGCCGAUUUCUGGUGUGAUGUGAUGACAGCUGAGCUUCAUCCAGUGGGAUGGUGUACUCAGAACAACAAGGUGUUGAUGCCGCCAGAUGCCAUCAAAGAGAAGUAUACAGACUGGACAGAUUUUCUUAUACAUGAUUUGACUGGCUCUCGGACAGCACCAGCCAAUUUACUGGAAGGUCCUCUGCGAGGGAAAAACCCUGUAGACCUCAUUACAGUUGAUUCCUUAAUAGAACUUCAGGAUUCUCAGAACCCCUUUCAGUACUGGAUAGUUAGUGUGAUUGAAAAUGUUGGAGGAAGAUUACGCCUUCGCUAUGUGGGAUUGGAGGAGACUGAAUCCUAUGACCAGUGGUUGUUUUACUUGGAUUACAGACUUCGACCAGUCGGUUGGUGUCAAGAGAAUAAAUACAGAAUGGACCCACCUUCAGAAAUCUAUUCUUUGAAGACAACAUCUGAAUGGAAAUGUGCUCUGGAAAAAUCUCUUAAUGAUGCUGCAAAAUUUCCUCUUCCAAUGGAAGUGUUCAAGGAUCAUGCGGAUUUACGAAGCCAUUUCUUCACAGUUGGUAUGAAACUGGAGGCAGUGGAUAUGAGCGAGCCUUUUAAUAUCUGUCCUGCAUCAGUGACUAAGGUUUUUAACAAUCAUUAUUUGCAAGUGACUAUUGAUGACUUGAGACCAGAAGCUAAAAAAAUCUCAAUGCUGUGCCAUGCAGAUUCCUUAGGGAUUUUACCUGUACAGUGGUGCCUUAAAAAUGGAGUCAACCUCACACCACCCAAGGGUUAUGCUGGCCAGGACUUUGACUGGGCAGAUUAUCAGAAACAGCAUGGUGCUGAGGCUGCGCCUCAUUUCUGUUUCAGAAAUACAUCAUUCAGCCGUGGUUUUACAAAGAACAUGAAGCUUGAGGUUGUAAACCCCAGAAACCCUGGGGAGCUCUGCGUGGCCUCUGUCGUCAGUGUGAAGGGAAAGCUCAUGUGGCUUCACCUGGAAGGCUUGCAGUCUCCUGUUCCAGAGUACAUUGUUGAUGUAGAGUCUAUGGAUAUCUUCCCAGUUGGUUGGUGUGAAGCAAAUGCUUAUCCCUUAACUCCGCCACAUAAAGCAGUUUUACAAAAGAAGAGAAAGAUUGCAGUCGUACAACCAGAAAAACAAUUGCCAUCCACAGUGCCUGUUGAGAAAAUACCUCAUGACCUUUUUUCAUUUCCUCAGCCAGAUACAACAGGUACUGUCAAUGGGAAAUACUGCUGCCCUCAGCUUUUCAUCAACCACCGGUGUUUCUCAGGCCCCUACCUGAACAAAGGAAGAAUUGCAGAGCUACCUCAAUCGGUUGGACCUGGCAAAUGUGUGCUGGUUCUUAAAGAGGUUCUUAGCAUGGUAAUUAAUGCAGCUUACAAGCCAGGAAGGGUAUUGAGAGAACUGCAACUUGUGGAAGACCCACAAUGGAAUUUCCAGGAGGAGACCCUGAAAGCAAAGUACAGAGGUAAAACAUAUAGGGCAGUUGUCAAGAUUGUACGAACAUCUGACCAAGUAGCAGAUUUCUGCAAGAGAGUUUGUGCCAAGCUGGAAUGUUGUCCAAAUUUGUUUAGUCCUGUUUUGGUUACUGAAAUCUGCCCAGAAAACUGCUCCAUCCACACCAAAACUAAAUACACUUAUUAUUAUGGAAAGAGAAGGAAGAUUAUCAAACCCCCAAUUGGAGAAAACAGUACUGAAAUUGGGCCCCCUAAGCCAACCAGACGGAGGAAACGGCGGAAAUCCAUUUUUGUACAGAAGAAAAGGAGAUCCUCCACAGUAGACUUUACCACUGGAUCAGCAGAGGAAAGCGAGGAAGAGGACGCAGAUGCUAUGGAAGAAGACACAGGGAGUGAGGAGACCAGCUCGGAGCUUCGGGAUGACCAGACUGACACUUCCUCAGCUGAUGUCCCCUCGGCCCGGCCCCGGAGAGCCGUCACAUUGCGGAGCAGCACAGAAUUAGAUCGGCCCCCUCCUGUGGAAAGAACCAGGAGGAGCCGGAAAGCACAGACAUUCUCCUGUGCUGAAGGAGAUAAAUGCCCCCAAGCCAAACCGGACAGAGCAGAGGAAGUAAAACAUGAAGAGGAGGAGAAGCUUGUCCUCGAGAGUAACCCAUUAGAAUGGACAGUGACAGAUGUGGUGAGGUUUAUUAAACUGACAGAUUGUGCUCCCUUGGCCAAAAUAUUUCAAGAACAGGAUAUUGAUGGCCAAGCGCUUCUAUUAUUGACGCUUCCUACAGUGCAGGAGUGCAUGGAGCUGAAACUGGGGCCUGCCAUCAAGCUUUGCCACCAGAUCGAAAGAGUUAAAGUUGCAUUCUAUGCACAGUAUGCCAAUUAACUCAUCUCUUCUCAUCUUGGAAGACUCUUGCAUAGGAGAUGGACCAUUUGGGGACAGGUUUUCUUCUGCCUGCAGACAUGUAAAAUUGAAGCACUGAGGAAAAUCGGAGUGUGAAAAAGACCCAGAUUUCUCAACUGAUCUGACCCUCUCCCCUGCAUUUAUUUAAUGUCUCUGAUUUUAAAGCACACUGAAAUACCACAACAGCUGCUUUCUGAGAGCGUAACUUGCUGUUUUUCUAUUACAGCAUCCCAUGAUAUUACAAAAGCUGAGGCAAUUUUGCUGCCCUUUUUUCCCACUAAACCCACAGCACCUUUGAUUGAGAUUUCUUAUACCUUUCAAGAGAAGGGAUAGGAGUCAGUGGUGUGUUUGUUCUACAGUUGUGUGGGAUACCUACCAGGUAAUUUAAAAAAAAAAAAAUAGAGCUACAUGUAAGCCUCAAGCAAAUUUGCCCACACUUCUUUCAUAUUGAAAUGUGUAUUGAUCACAUUUUCAAGUGACUUUUCCCACUGCAAUUUGAUCCUAGUGAUCAACACAUUUCUGUCACAUUUAUGACAUGUCGCGUUAAAUAUGUAUUAAAAGCAGGAUGUAAUUAUGGAAAAGACCAACUAAUCCUCUAGUUUUGUCAGUGCUCUUAGGAAAAGUGUGAGUUUAAGAAUGGAGAACAGGAAACCUAGAAAAAGUUUGCAGAGACAAGAUUUGAUGAAAUAAAGCUUUGGCCCUUUAAUCUGUCUGUAACCAGAUCAGGAAGGGGAUUCUUACAGUUCUCCUACAGGACAACAUAUUGAAACGACUUACUUAAGCAUCACAAAAUAAGGAAAUGGAACAUUUUAGAUGAGAAGUGGAGACUUUUGUCAUAGGCAACCAGAAAUUCCUUGGGGGGGGGAGUUCCACAGUGUUACCUAUCAGAUUGGUCUGGCUUUGUUGUGGUUAAGGAGCCCAGAUUUCACAAAUCACUUCAACCCUGGGAGAUGUAACGGUGAUUCCUGUAAGCUGAAAGCCCUCUGCUCUCUACUCACUUUGCAAUCCGUACAAAACUGCAGCCACACAUCUACAUCCCCAACCUGACCAACUUGGAACAUUUUGCAGAUAUUAAGGAAUUAGACCACCUAUGUAAAGACCCUCUGUGUGGCUCCAGGGUAAGAAUAUUCUCAGACCGAAAGAAUCAUCCAUGAGACCCAAUCAGUAAUUUAAGCAUUCAUCAAAACAUGGAAGUUUCUUAAAGAGUUAUUUUCAUCUGCUGUGAUUUUUUAAGUCCAUUGAUUUAAAAAAAAAAUCUGAUAUUAGUGACAAGUCCUAAAUUAUUCAAAAGCUCAGUUCUACCAUGAUGGCUUCAUAUCCUCAGUUAAUGCUUUAUCUAAAAUAACCAUUUUGAUCAUUUCCCGCCCAAAAUUUGAUCUCAACCUGGGCUCACUCCUGUAUCCAUUAUGUGAAUAUUUCAUUGGUUAACCUUUCUCUGGCAAGUCAAAGUAGAAAUGCUGACCUUUAUUCAGUAUUUUGAGAAUGGCACAGACAAAAGUGAGAAGUUACAUGGAUAUCUUCUGCUACCGAAAUGUUUGUCUCAGCCUAAAGCUAGUACAAACCUUUAACAAAUGGACUUUUGUGUAGAGAACCCUGAUGGAGCAUCACAUACGACAAUGGCUUGUUGACAUCAUUAUAAUGCUAGCAGAAUGGCUUGUGAUUCCUUGGUAGUAGAGUUUUUCUGGAUUCUUCAAGCUAGUUUGUUCUCUCUUUGGGUCUCCUAGCCCCGCGUCCUCAGCUUCCUUGGCUUGAAAUACUGUAUCAUGAAGUUAACCUUGCAGAGAGAUUUCGAGAAUUCUGGCCUUUUCUCUGGGCAGAUUUUUUUUAAUGAUCUUUUCUCUGUGGCCUUUUCAAACCAUGUCAUUUCUGUUUCAUUUAAACUGAUAUAAAGAAAUGAGCCAACUGCACUAUAAAAUUUUACUUUUAGAAUUGAUAUCAAUUUUUCCUGUCCUUUUUAGGAAGUGAAAAAAGAUUGGAGAGGGAAGGGGAAGACAUCACUGUGAUCAACAGGUGUGUUAAUGAAGCUCAUAAAUCAAAGCUGGUCUGGUCUCUAUUUGGAUGCUCAGAGGCCUUGGUUUAGAAUCAUGGAACUACAUGCUAGUGGUUUUUCUUAUCUUUAUGAUUAUAUUUUCUUUUUAUUCUCUCUGCUGGACAACAAGAGAAGAAUGGAGUGCUUCUUUAGUUGAUUCAUCAUUUAUGUGCAUGUAAGAAGAGGCAAAGAUAUAGUCUUUGGGAAAAACCAACUUAUUUUAGGACCACAGUGUUCAAAUCAAGAGAAAUUUUUGAAGCUUUCUUCCCUUUACUUUGUGAUGCUACUGUAUAGCCCUGCCCCACAUCUCAGUGAAGUUGCUAACAUUUCCCAGAACUUUUGAUUCUUCAAUUCCCUGUGUUCAUUCUAAUUUCCCCAAAUUGUAACACAGCUACCAUGACUUUCUCUCCCCACUAAACAAACAUAUAUACAGAUACAUCUUUAGAUAUGGUUCUUCCUUAUUUCUGUUACAUUGACAAAAGUUUCUGAAGAGCAGUUAAAUUUUUCCUCUCUCCCACUGCUCAUUAAAACAGAAAAACUUUUGAAUCCAUCAUCAUCAUCAUUCUGGCCCUCUACAAGUUAUAUCAUCUCAUUAUACCCAUCAAGCUAAAAGUACCAUCUUUUUUCAUUCAUUUGCUCUCCAAAUAGUGCUUUCUCUUACUUUUGAGACCAGAUUUCUCUAAAUAUUCUGGUCCUCUAUACAUUGCAGAACUUAUCUUUAAAAUCUGACUUAAUUCCCUUUUUGAUCCAUCAGAGACAGUUUUUGCAAUUGUACAAUUUGGCCAAUCUCCCCAUCCCCUUCCCCCAAAAGUCAUAGACUGUGGAGUAUACUCCAUUAAGAGGAUUCAAUUUUCCUUCCCUUCCUCUCCCCAAUCCAUACGUACACAGACACACACACAUAUACAUACAUGUAUAUGUGGUAUAUAUGAUAUACAUGUUUCCUUAAAAUGAAUGUUGAUGAUAGUUGUACAAAGGAAAAAUUAAAGGAAAUGUAAUUUUUAAAACAGAGUGGGAAUAUCAUCAUGAUAAGAGAUUAUGCAAAAGGGAAUUCACUAAUAUUUUUACAGAAUAAGCUCUGAUAGCAUAUUUAAAACAUGAUGUGUUAGCAAAACUUAAUAUAAAAAAUAAAGUUUAAAAUUUCCUGCUUUUUCAUUGCCCCCUUUCUCCUCCCCACUCCAACUAUACUAGAACAUUUUAAUUCUCAGUAUUCCUCAGUAAGUUAUAAUGAUCCAAGGCUGUGGAUCUUAGCUUUCAGAAAUGAAUCAUUUUCUGCCCAUCAAGGAUUGAGUAGAAUUUCCCAAUCUUCCUCCUCUUAGAGCUGUGAGGGUUAAGUCAGGCAGAACUCUUGAGUCUUUCCUUUGUAUCUUGUAGCAAACACCCCAUUCUAACAUGUUUCUCCUUAAUCUGGAAUGUUUUGGAAGCACUAGGGACUUUCUUACUUUAAAAACAAAACAGUUUUUAUUUGAGUCUGUAUAAUUGAAAAUGAAAAAGUGUUAAAAACCACUUUGUUGUGAUUUGCAUCAUCACAGUCACUUUUUGACAGAGAUCAUGAGACUCAUUUUUUUUUUUUCAUUUUUAGAAAAUUCUGAGAGGGCAUGGAUAUUUGAAGUGACAUUCUAAAGUAAGACAUCUAUAGUUUAUAAAGAAAAAUCCUUUGGAAAAAGAUAUUCUCAUUUUCUCUUUGGUGCAAUAAUAAUUCAGAAGCAAAUGAAGAUUAUAGAAAAGUCGCAGCAGUGAUAAUGUAACAUGUUCUUUUACUAUGUGCAAUUUUUCUUAUAGGAAAACAUGCUCACAAUUAAUCUCUGUCACUCUCUUUAAAUUAAAUAACAUUUAUUGUGGUUAAAUUCUGCAGGCCAUGUAUUUUUCUACUUUCAGCCAUCAGAGUGUCAUAGUACACCGUGUGCCCACUAAAUAUUUUGGUUUGAAUCCUAAUUCGUCUGGUUUGAACCACUUAUUUUACCCAAACAUCUUUCUAACACACUAAAAAUGCCAACACAUGAUGCUACUUUCAGUUCUGGCCAAGUUUUCUCACAUUUGUUUCUUUAUUUUAAAUAAUACUUAGUAUGAUUUCCCAAGUUAUCUCCAUUUAAUUUUUCCUAAACUAUCAGUAAAAAUGGUUAAGGUCAGAUAACAAUGAGAAUUGUAAGCCGCGCCAAACCUUAACCAGGAAUUAUAACGGUCCCAUGUGGGUGGAAAAGAUGUAUUAAACAAAAUAAACUUGUAGAAUGACAAUCUUUUGCUAAAAAAAAUAAUUUGUAUGCUGGGAAAUUGAGACAAAUGAAAAAUGACAGAAAAAUAUUCUCUCAUUUAUUGUCCAAAAAUGGGAAAUAGCAUGAUGUUUAGAAGCAUAAACUCUUUCUAGUGGCGAAUGUUGAAAGCCCUUUUGCUGUUUUGCAUUCCAGUUUGAAUAGUUUGUAUUGAAAUUUGAUUCAUAUGUUGUGUACUUUUUGGUGUGUAAAAGAGAAAAUUGAUGGUGUUUUUACUUUUGAAAUUUGCAGGACAAAGGGCAUGUUGUUAGUUUGCUGUAAGAUUGUAUUCUGUAUAUAUGUUUUCAUGUAAAUAAAUGAAAAUCUAUAUUCAGAGUUAUAUUUUAAUUUUUAUUCUAAAGGAAAAAAUUCCCUUUUUACUUGAAAAUAUUGUAAGCCACAUUGUUAAUAAAGUAAUAAUGAAUACCAUA